This is a messenger RNA of Psilocybe cubensis, 1290 nucleotides long. RefSeq lists its product as uncharacterized. Bases 1 to 1290 code for a protein of 429 amino acids. Lineage: Eukaryota; Fungi; Basidiomycota; Agaricomycetes; Agaricales; Agrocybaceae. The record is from RefSeq and is a predicted model, not a curated record. The transcript is spliced from 2 exons.
AUGUCAGAGGCAGAGACCCGCCCUGCCGCUGCCCCCCGCUACUCGCACUCCAAACGCCAUGCCUCUUUUAACUCUCCAAGAGAGGUCCCUCUGCCCUCUCCCACCCACACUGACUCUAAUCCCUUUGCCCUCUUCUCUGCACCCACCGAGCCACCCAGGCAGCCCCUCACAAGACAGCUCUCUGCAGACUCCCUCAUCCAGCCUCCCCGGCCCCCGAUAUCACGCGUCAACAGCGACCGCGCAUAUCCACCGUCACGGCCCUUUUCUCUGCCGCAGACAGUCCCCCCCCGUCCUGCAGAACCCGCACCUCCGCCGCCCACGCCGCCUGUUCCCCAGCCAGACGACUUGCCGUCGACUAGAUUCUCCUCUGCAAGUCUCCCUCCGCCCUCCCAGAUUCCCUUCCACACUCUCCCCAGAGCAAACUCUGAUCUCGCCAUGCCCCACCGGUUUCCUCCCCUCGACGAGAUCAGCUCAUCCUCGAGUAGCUCAUCCCGUGACUCUAUAAACACAUCCGACUCGAGUGACAACGCCUCCUCUUCUGCACCGACUUCUGUCCGAUCCACCUCGGACAAUCCAUCGUCCCCAUCCAAAUCCCGCAUCUCUGACUCACAAUCCACAAAUGACGCCUCUCAUCUUCCCCGUCCACAGCCACGCCCUGUUUCUCCCUUCCGCGCCCCCCAACCCCCUCCACAGCGUCGUCCCCCUCCAACUCCCUCUGAUUUCCACACUGCCAUGCGUCGUUUCAUGACGCCCUCAUCAUCCUCCGCCCCUUCGGCCACCAGUCUUCCCACCUCUUACCCGCCCCCCGAGCCCCCGGUCAUUCUUCCCUAUGACUCGGCCGACGAUUCUACUUCUUUUUCUGCCUCCAAUUCCUCCUCGUCCACUGCUCCUGCAUCUACAUCAUCACGCUCCCAACCACCGUAUGUACCCUUUCUAAGUCAUGCCCCUCCCCCGCCGGAUAGCUGGAUUCAAGUCGAAACGACCAUGAACGAGUAUCGCCUAAAUGUCCGCUUGCCCGGCUUUAGUAGAGAGGGCAUCACCCUUGCAACCAAACGCAGGCGCAUCCUACAUGUUGUAGCAGACAGCUGGGAAAACGGCGGAGGACACUUUGAAAGACGGAUAUCGUUUGGAUAUGAUGCGGACCUGGUCCAGGUGCGAGCAGAGUUUGAUGGUGUCAUGUUGAGGAUUGUCGUUCCGAGGCGCACAUCUCCAGUUGUCUGGCAGUCACAGUCUUCGCGUUCAGGAGGAAUUGGAUACAGUGGUCCCUCGUAUGGAUAUUCACGCGCUUAG